AAAUAUAGGCAACAUCCUCCUAGAAAUUGUUCUGUCGGUUUAACGUUAUGGUAGGAUAUCCUUGUUCGGUGUGUUGGUACUAACAACUCCCCGCCCACAUUUUACAACACCGAGUGGGAUGGAAGGAAAAAGAAAACGAACAAUAACAGUGAGAACAACGCUGAGCUGCAGAUGUGUUAGCAGUAGUGCGGUGCAGGGCGAGCUGAGACAAGUUCUCUCGGCUCUCAUUUCGUAGAUUUGAAUUCAGAAAGGAAAUGCUUAGGUGAUUUUACAGUGCUUGGGUGAUGGUUUAUGUUGAAGAGCCAUCCAGUACUUCAAAGACAACAUGCUGGUGUAGUGGAAUCCCAGCCUUGGUAGCAGCACUUUGACCCUUGUUGAACUUGCUGCUCUAAGGCCUGGGAAUGGUCUCCAUCAUGAAAUCCAGUAUUAAACAAUGGAAGCAGCUGGUUCUUAUUGGAAUGCUGGCAUGGGUCCUCAUCAUCCUGGCCCUGUUUACCUACUUCAUGGACCUCCAUAUGGAUGAGCUGCAUACUUCAGUCUCCCUAACAUACUUUGAGACUAGAAGGCUGAACCCUAUUCAGGGUAACAACCGGGUCAUCAUGGGAUCUGUAAAAGACCCUCCGGUUUCUGAUGCCAAUAGCCGUAAUGACAUAAUCUAUAACCAAGACCUUGACAAGCAGGCAGCAGACACUUUAAUUAUAGACAGUUGGUCGAGUUUUGACAACACCGUAAAAUCCGCGUGGCAAAGAGGAAGUCAAAUGAAAAGGACUAGCAAUGAAGAUAAUAUGUUAGCUGCUGGUCAGCAACAACCUAAAAGCCUUAUUAACAAACACAUGGAGAAACCACUCCCUGGGGAAGAAGGCACUGAUGAAAACCAAAUUCGGUUGAAGUGGAGGAAGAAUUCUAGACGAGGAAACUCCAUGCGCAAGAAGGAGAAGGGGUUAGGGAUGGGAUAUGAUUUAGAGGAAUACUAUUUUAUGAAAUCGAAGUCUGUCAUUUCAAAGCUGUGGAAAGGGAACGUGUCGUCCAAGAUGCUGAACCCACGAUUGCAGAAGGCCAUGAAAGACUACAUGAAUGCCAACAAACACCAUGUAUACUUCAGAGGAAAGAGGAACGAUAAAAAGCUAAGCAAGGAAAAACUGCUUUGUGAGAUGAAGAACCAGCUGAAAGUGAGGACUCUGGAUGGGACGGAGAUGCCCUUUUCUACACUCGGAUGGGAGAAGCACGUCCCGAAGGUUUCCAUCGACAAACUCCAUCCUUCAGGCUUCAGGAGCUGUGCCGUUGUCACAUCUGCAGGUGCAAUGCUGAACUCCUCUUUGGGGAAAGAGAUUGAUUCCCAUGAAGCAGUCUUGAGGUUCAAUGCUGCCCCAUUAGAGGGUUAUCAGAAGGAUGUGGGAAAUAAGACUACUGUUCGCAUUAUUAAUUCCCAGAUUCUUGCCAAUCCAAACUACCGCUUCAAUACCAGCACACUGUACAGAGAUGUCACGCUGGUUGCCUGGGAUCCAGCCCCUUACUCAGUAAAUCUCCACAAGUGGUAUAAGAAUCCAGACUACAACCUUUUCACACCCUAUGUGGAAUAUCGAAGAAAGCACCCGGUGCAGCCCUUCUAUAUACUCCACCCUAAAUUCAUCUGGCAGCUGUGGGAUGUAAUCCAGGGAAACACCCUGGAGACAAUUCAGCCCAAUCCACCUUCCUCUGGCUUUAUAGGAAUCCUCAUGAUGAUGUCACUCUGCGAUGAAGUCCACGUCUAUGAGUAUAUCCCCUCGCUGCGGCAGACAGACCUGUGUCACUACCAUGAGCGAUACUACGAUGCUGCCUGCACCCUGGGAGCGUACCACCCGCUGCUCUACGAGAAACUGCUGGUUCAGAGAAUCAACAUGGGGACGGACAUCGACGUGCAAAAGAAGGGAAAAGUUAUCCUUCCUGGAUUCAGUGCCAUAAAGUGUGACGGAUGACUUUAAUCCUCAUGAUUAGGUUGGGCGAUUUUAAUAUUAGUGCAAUAACCAAUUACUUGCUAGUUAAGAUUAAACUAAAUAAAACUUGAAACUCUUAAUAUUGACCACUUUAGUAUUGACUUUCUAUCAAUAUCCUGGAUGGUAAGCAUCCUGCUUUCUCUCUCUUUUUUUUUUUUUUUUACUGAAAGGAGAAGCUCCACACCUGUAGGAGAAUGCUUAUGGCAUAUUUGUUUUUGCAAUUCCUGAGCCUAAAAUAAUUUGUACGUAGAUUUAUCAUUGAAGGUUUAUGAAUUUAGCUGGCAGGACACUUGGGCGAGAUUUCCAAAAGUAACUAGACUUUGAUUAGCUGUCAAAAUAAUGUGUUUUGUUAGUCAACCAUUUGUUAGAAAUGGUUUAGAUGGCUAAAAUUCCAGAAGAUUUAAACAUAUACAUUUUAUCACAUUCGUGCUUUGAAGAUACCAUCUUGUCUGAACAUGUCAUACACAAAACGGUUGACUCCUUUGGAACUCUGACAACCUAGAGUAAAUUCCCCUGAAAAAAAAUUACUUCAUUUAUAAGGUAUUUGACUAAAAAGGUAUUUUAGACGAGCAUCUAAACAAUUCACUACACUUUUGAUAGUGUAAUAUUUAUUUAACUAUGGCAGUCUUUGGCGUUAUGAAGUAUUCUGUUAUCACAGUAGCAUUUGGAAGUUGGAACUGUUCUAUUAUAAGAAGGUGAAUUGAAUUGUCCCCUCAGAUAUAAAGCUUGCAUCUUAAUAGGAAAAAUGUAUGUUUUUUUGUGGGUGUUUUUCUGCUGAUGUUAUAAGUGGUGUUGAUUACUCUAGAUUUUGGUCAUCAAGUGCAUGAAUUGUUUGAAUGGUAGUGUAUGUGUUAAUCACUCUGUACUGCAGUAAUGCACAUUUCAAUGUAAUACACUAGACUUCCAGCCUUUGCAUUGUUCAGUACAUGCAGUUCAACAUGUCUAAUAAAGUAUGUUCUGUCAGCCUUAA
Polyodon spathula (Mississippi paddlefish) is the source of this 2943-nucleotide messenger RNA. Its product is annotated as beta-galactoside alpha-2,6-sialyltransferase 2-like. The record is from RefSeq and is a predicted model, not a curated record. Lineage: Eukaryota; Metazoa; Chordata; Actinopteri; Acipenseriformes; Polyodontidae. The coding region runs from base 402 to 1955 and encodes 517 amino acids. The transcript is spliced from 7 exons. Gene Ontology annotation, molecular function: sialyltransferase activity.